GACAAACCGUCACAAACGAUCAAGCUGUUGUUCUAUCAGAGAGAGCUUGAAUCUUCUUAAAAGGACUCGCGAUUUUAGCUUGAAUAUUCAUUCGCGUAAAUUGUAUUGUUUUUUUUUCCUUCUUUCACCAACGACAAUGGAUCAUCUCUAUCUCUGGAAAAGCCUACAAUGCCUCCUCGCCCCUUAGGGAACUUUCCCCUCAGUUUAUGGGGAGAUCGAUUCUCCGCAUUUACUUUAGAUACCCAGUUACUAGGAAAAUGCAGUAAAGAGGUUGAAGUGUUGAAGGAAGAAGUGAAGGAUAUGCUAGUACUAGAUCAUGACGAUGUUGGAGGUGGUAAAUCAGGAGCAGAGAAGAUGGUUCUGAUCGAUGCACUUGAACGCCAUGGUGUUUCCUACCUCUUCCAGAAAGAGAUUGAAGAGCUUUUGGAGAACAUGUUUCCAAAGUAUGAGGAAUAUUAUAGUCAUGUUUUCCAUGAUAAUUUGUUCAUGGUGUCACUUCACUUUCGAGUUUUUAGGCAACAUGGCUAUGACUUGUCUUCCAGUAAGCAACCCUUUUUAUAGUUAAAGAAGAAAAACGAUCCAAUGACAUAUAGAGUAUUGUAAGUUUCUUAAAGCUAGAAACCAUUUUUUGGAUCAAAA
Messenger RNA from Rhododendron vialii, 639 nucleotides. Its product is annotated as valerianol synthase TPS1A-like. The record is from RefSeq and is a predicted model, not a curated record. Lineage: Eukaryota; Viridiplantae; Streptophyta; Magnoliopsida; Ericales; Ericaceae. The transcript is spliced from 2 exons. Gene Ontology annotation, molecular function: terpene synthase activity. The coding region runs from base 169 to 561 and encodes 130 amino acids.